GCAGAAGUUGUGGCUUUCAACAAGUUGAAGAUUUCUUGGAUGAUCCGAGAGUUGCUGUAUUGAAUGUAACUUAAUUCAUGCAGAUCUUGGAAUUUGAAGCCGCUAGGAUGGGUUGCACAAUCACUUUUAACUUCACGUAAAAUAGAGAUCGUUAGCUAGCUUGCCAGCUGAUUGUGGCUCUGGUUAGAAAGCUAGCUAGCACUCAGUGCAAUGGAAGAUGUCAUUUUAGUCAGCUCAGGGAGUGAGGAUGAGUCCGAUGUCGAGUUUUUGGGCGUUUACGAGGACAGGAAAGAGGAAUCCAAGGCAUUUGUCAGAGAAUGGCCAAGCUUCCCUCAGGCUUUGAUUGACCUCACAGACUGUGGGUGUGCUCCAUCACAGAGGCGGUGCCAAAGAAAAGGGACUGGAUCCCCGGUGGUGGUUGUGGACUUGAGUGACAGCAGCCUUCCUGAUGGCUUAGACACAGACCCGCUGAGCCCAGCACCGGGGCUUGCAGGUGAACAAGAGGUAAAGCAAACUACCCUGGAGGCUCCAAACGCUUUGAUUCUGGAAUUCUGCCAGCGUUCUCCUGGUCACUCUACGUCACAAUCCUGUGGAAGGUCCUUGGAAUCCUCUGGUGAUAUUUCAGAAUCCUAUAAACGUUCUCUCAGCCUUAUUUCAGGAGAACCACUGGAAACGCAGAACACUCAGGACUGUCCGAGCAACGUCACUUUGAAGUUAUCCUGGAAAUCUUCCUGUGCCUCUGUGCCUGAAAUUCUUGGCAAACAGAAAAGGAAUACAGAAUCUCCAUGUGCAUUCAUUCUAAAAGUCGCCCGGAGUCCUCCUAGACUAGACAUCAAUGAACAGAUCCCAGAAACUGCAAGAGACUCAUUUAAUGCUUCCAACAUUCCAAAGGAACCGUCAGCUUCGAGUAUAUCUCAUGUAGCAACAUCAAAGCGAGGAAAUGAUGCCGAGAAUUCACUACAAGACACAGAUUCAAAGCUGAGACCUUUUCCCACAGAAAUACAGCAGCCCAAGUCAGAGAAAGAGGAAAACCUGGAGCCCAACUCCGUGGGAGAUGAUUUCCCAGACUACCCUUUCAACACCUCUCCCAUUAGUGACUACAGUCCAUAUUACUGCCCUAGUGAGAUAGACCCAGUGCUGUUCUCCGACUCCAACUCCAGCAUGCACGAGUCCCAGCAGGACAACAUAUCCACUUAUAGCCUGUCACCAGCCCCUUCCAGCCCCUCUCAGGACCUAAUCCAGAAUCCACUCCAGGAGAAGCUGCACUACACAUCCUCAGCACCCCGUGGGCCACCCAAAACGGAGGCGUGGAGCGGAGGUGAUGUGGAUCAUGUGCUCCAGCUGUCGUCCGGAGUCUGUCCUCGCUCUCCAGAGCCCAGUCAGCAGCUGUCGCAGCCGUCCCCCUCCAACGGAUCCCGUGGGGGGUCCGUGUCCCCCACCUCCACCGAAAUCCUGGCGGGCGACUCGCCUGAUUGGCUUGUGGACGAUGCAGAGCUGCCCUUAGAAAGCCCACCCAGCCCCCCUAGUCUUCCCAGCAGUCCCUUUCCUCCCAGAUCCAGGGAGAUGGGGGGUGACACAUGUGAGGCAGGCCCAGGGGCAGAGAGUCCCACCCCCAGCACAGGGCCUGAGGACAGUGAGGAAGAGGAGGAGCUCUCGGGCUGUGAGGCAGCGCUGAGCUCCAGAGAUGUCAGUCGACGGGACAGACGCUACGUGUCUAAAACUCAGUACAAGAAACUAAGGCAGCUGAUGGGCAGACCACUGCCAAACAUGGCCGGUGAUGAUGGUGAUGAUGAUGACGACAGUGAAGAGGAGGAAGAGGUGGGGCCCGCACAGCCACUCGGCCGCCAAAGCCUGAGCCUAGUCAACAGCACCAUGGAAGAAAGAUACCCAGAAGGCACGCUACAACUGCUGUCCGACUUCCUGCACCCUCGGAUCUACCCCCCCGCCAGUGUAACGUCCCACCUGAUCAGGGACAUUCUGCUGAACCCUGAGUAUGACCUUCCCCUGGUCACGGAGGCCUUUGGCCUGCUAAUGAAGAUACAGAAACACCACCCGGCCACGCAGGCCACAGUGCAGUGGGACUGGGAGCUGCUGAUCUCCGUCAUGGACCCGCAGAGCCCGGAGAGGAGGCGUCCGAGCACCAUCGUGCGCAUGCUGCUGCAGUACGGCCUGCAGACGCUGGAGGACGACUUCCGGCUCUCUCUGCGGAGGCUGCACUGUUCCAUCGUCGCGGCAACACUCUCCUGCUCUAGACAGUUCGUGCAUGUCAGAGGUGUGAUCAGUUGGCUGGUUGCGGCUGUGAGGAACUCGACAGGUGACCCCGAGGGAGAUGCUUCUGAAGCCAGAGAGAGAGAGGAAAAUCUCAGAAUAGUGUCGAUCCUGCAGAGGAUGCUCGCUAUGGCCAUGGAGGUGGACCGCUCCCCCACCAUCAGCUGCAACAAACUGUCCCACGAGCUGCUCCAGACCCUCAGCACCAUGCAGCACCGACACCACCGGUUGCUGCUGCUGCAGACCCUGGAGAGCAGGCUGCUGCAGUGCAAGCUGCUGAAGCUGCUGCUGGAGGACAGAUGCACAGAGAGGACCACGCUGCCCAUGUCUCUGAGCCUGCUGCUGCACUUUCUCCAGAGCUCCACGCCGUCCCCUGACCCCACGGAUGACUCUGAGAGGUGGAGGAAGUGGAGUGAGCUGAUCCAGCUCCUGUGGAUGCUGCUGCUCAGCUACGAGGAGGUCACAGAAGGUCACCUGCGGCUGCCUAUCACCGAGCGCGCCGGUUGCAGCCGGGCCCCGAUACGCACAAUGUACGACCAGAUCACCAGCGAGGCAGUGCAGGAAGCUGCAGACUUCUUCCUGUUUCGGGUGUCGGCUGACCUGGGCCACGCCCUCCCCCCACAGUUACAGGACUCGUUCUCUCUCCUGCAGAACCACCUGCACGGCACUUGCCAGCACUGA
Megalops cyprinoides (Indo-Pacific tarpon) is the source of this 2949-nucleotide messenger RNA. It is a transcript of the gene simc1, whose product is annotated as SUMO interacting motifs containing 1. The coding region runs from base 211 to 2949 and encodes 912 amino acids. The transcript is spliced from 10 exons. The record is from RefSeq and is a predicted model, not a curated record. Lineage: Eukaryota; Metazoa; Chordata; Actinopteri; Elopiformes; Megalopidae.